AGCUGCUCUGUAUUCAGGCUGUUACUGUGGUGCUAUUCUGUCUCCAAGAUGGCUGAUGUGGAAGAUGGGAAGUGAAAACAAUUAGUUUAGCUAGCGAAACGACUCUCGGGCGCUGCCUGAAUCAUCGGAAAACGUCUUAUUUUUUCUUAUUGAAGGUGCAGAGGAAGUGAGCCGUCGCCAUGGACACCACCACGUCCAUCAAGAUGACCACCAUGGCCAUCCAGAACCUCUUCAGCUACGUGGAGGAGGAGAACCUGGCCGCGCUCAAGGCCCACCUCGACAAGUUCAAGGAGGUGGACGGACGCAGCGACAAUGGCCAGACUCCUCUGAUGUUGGCUGCGGAGCAGGGCAGUCUGGAGAUCAUUCAGGAGCUCAUCAGAAGAGGAGCCAACGUCAACCUGGACGAUGUGGACUGCUGGUCUGCGUUGAUCUGCGCAGCUAAGGAGGGCCAUGUGGACGUGGUAAAGGAGCUGCUGGAGAGCAGCGCGUACAUCGAGCACCGAGACAUGGGUGGCUGGACUGCGCUCAUGUGGGCAGCCUACAAAGGUCGCGUGGAGGUCACUAAGAUCCUGCUGGAGGAGGGAGCCAACCCCAACACUACAGGACACCAAUACAGCGUGUACCCCAUCAUCUGGGCGGCGGGGCGUGGCCACGCGGACAUCGUACACCUGCUCAUGAAGCACGGGGCAAAGGUCAACUGCUCCGACAAGUACGGCACCACUCCUCUGAUCUGGGCGUCCAGGAAGGGCCACUACGACUGCGUCAUGCACCUGCUGGAGAACGGCGCCGACGUCGACCAGGAGGGGGCGAACUCGAUGACGGCGUUGAUCGUGGGGGUGAAGGGGGGCUACACGGAGGUGGUGAAAGAGCUGCUGAAGAGGAACCCCAACGUCAACAUGACCGACAAGGACGGCAACACCGCGCUCAUGAUCGCCGCCAAGGAGGGCUACACCGAGAUCGUCCAGGACCUGCUCGACGCCGGCACCUAUGUCAACAUACCGGACAGGAGUGGUGAUACGGUGCUGAUCGGUGCUGUGAGAGGAGGGCAUGUGGAGAUCGUGAGGGCCCUGCUGCACAAAUACGCUGACAUCGACAUCAGGGGACAGGACAGCAAGACUGCCCUCUACUGGGCUGUAGAGAAGGGCAAUGCCACCAUGGUGCGGGACAUUCUGCAGUGUAACCCGGAUACAGAGACCACCACCAAGGAUGGCGAGACCCCUCUGAUCAAGGCCACCAAGAUGAGGAAUAUCGACAUCGUAGAGCUGCUGUUGGAUAAGGGGGCCAAGGUGUCUGCAGUGGACAAGAAAGGAGACACCCCGCUCCACAUCGCCAUCCGUGGGCGGAGCCGGCGCCUGGCCGAGCUGUUGCUUAGAAACCCUAAAGAUGGCCGCCUGCUGUACCGGCCCAACAAGGCGGGCGAGACGCCCUACAACAUUGACUGCAGCCACCAGAAGAGCAUCCUCACGCAGAUCUUCGGGGCCCGUCACCUGUCCCCUACUGAGACGGAUGGGGACAUGUUGGGCUACGACCUGUACAGCAGUGCUCUGGCCGACAUCCUGAGCGAGCCCACCAUGCAGCCGCCCAUCUGUGUGGGCCUCUACGCCCAGUGGGGCAGCGGCAAGUCCUUCCUGCUCAAGAAACUGGAGGAUGAGAUGAAGACCUUUGCUGGCCAGCAGGUGGAGCCCUUGUUCCAGUUCUCGUGGCUGGUGGUGGUGUUGUCUCUGCUCUUCUGCGGGGCCACUGCCAUGGUGAUGGGCUUCACCGUGGACCCCAAGCUGGCCGUGGCCGUCUCCCUCAGCCUCCUCGCGCUGCUCUACGUCUUCUUCGUGGUGGUGUACUUCGGCAGCCGUCGCGAGGGCGAGAGCUGGAGCUGGGCCUGGGUGAUCAGCACGCGGCUGGCGCGCCACAUUGGCUACCUGGAGCUCAUCCUGAAACUCAUGUUCGUCAACCCCCCCGAGCUGCCCGAGCAGACCACCCGCGCACUGCCCGUCAGGUUCCUGUUCACGGACUACAACCGGCUGUCCAGCGUGGGUGGAGAGACGUCCAUGGCUGAGAUGAUCGCCACGCUGUCGGACGCCUGCGAGAGGGAGUUUGGCUUCCUGGCCACCCGCCUCUUCCGCGUCUUCAAGACCGAGGACACCCAGGCCAAGAAGACAUGGAAGAAGACGUGCUGCGUGCCCUCCUUCCUCAUCUUCCUCUUCCUCCUCGGUUGCCUGGUGACGGGCAUGACCCUGCUGGCCGUCUUUAAGGUGGAGGGCCACAACCAGACGGCGUCGGCGGUGAUGGUGGGCAUGGCGAGCGUGGUGGGCCUGGCGCUACUCCUCAACGUGCGGACCUGGUGGCAGGUGGCCGACUCCCUGCUCAACUCGCAACGCAAACGCCUGCACAGCGCGGCCAACCGCAUGCACAAGCUCAAGAGCGAAGGAUUCAUGAAGGUGCUGAAGAAUGAGGUGGAGCUGAUGGCGCGGAUGGCCAAGACCAUCGACAGCUUCACCCAGAACCAGACGCGCCUGGUGGUCAUCAUCGACGGCCUGGACUCUUGCGAACAGGACAAGGUCCUGCAGAUGCUCGACACGGUGAGGGUGCUGUUCUCCAAGGGCCCCUUCAUCUCCGUCUUUGCCAGCGACCCGCACAUCAUCAUCAAGGCCAUCAACCAGAACCUGAACAGCGUGCUGCGCGACUCCAACAUCAACGGCCACGACUACAUGCGCAACAUCGUGCACCUGCCCGUCUUCCUCAACAGCCGCGGCCUCAGCAGCGCCAAGAAGAUGUGCGUGGCGACCGCGCCCGCCAACGGCGACGCCACCAACGCCGACGGAUGGCAUGAGGAGCUGGACAGGAAGCUCUCCCAACACAGCCUGGGUGAACUGACCAAGUUUGGCAGCAAGACCACGCUCAAUCGCAGGGACACCUACCGUCGGCGUCAGAUGCAGAGGAGCGUGACGCGGCAGAUGAGCUUCGACCUGACCAAGCUGCUGGUCACCGAGGACUGGUUUAGUGACAUCAGCCCCCAGACCAUGAAGAGGCUACUCAACAUCGUCUCUGUCACGGGUCGUCUACUGCGAGCCAAUCAGAUCAUGUUUAACUGGGACCGGCUGGCGUCGUGGAUCAACCUGACGGAGCAGUGGCCCUAUCGGACCUCGUGGCUCAUCCUGUUCCUGGAGGAGACCGAGGGCAUACCGGACCAGGCCACGCUCAAGACCAUAUACGAGAGGAUCUCCAAGAACAUCCCCACCACCAAAGACGUGGAGCCCCUGCUGGAGAUCGAUGGGGAUGCGCGCAGCUUCGAGGUCUUCCUGUCGUCACGGACACCAGUGCUGGGCGCACGCGACAUCAAGACCUUCCUACCCUGCACCAUCAACUUGGACCCCAAACUCCGCGAGAUCAUCGCAGACGUGCGUGCGGCGCGCGAGCAGUUGAAUCUGGGAGGCGCGGUGCCGUACCCGCCAGUUCCCCUGCCUCUCCAGGAGGGGGCGCCGCCGCUGCGGCCGGUCUCCGUGUACAGCCAGCAGUCCUCCGUGCUGUCCCCCACCGCCUCCUUCACCGGGCCCUUCGGCGCGCCUCCUCCUCCCGGCACCUCCCCUCAGCCACAUAGCAGCUACUACAGCGGCAUGGCCGGACCACAGCACCCCUUUUACAAUCGGCCAUACUUCCCCCACCACAUGUACCAGUUGCCUGGUCACUACCCGGGAGGUGGGGGCACAGGCAGCCCCCUCUUCCCACCCCUCCAUGCCCACCACCACCACCACCACCUCGCCCACGCCCAGCCUCCUCCUCACCAGCCGCGGCCAUUCAUAAAGCCCUCUGCCCGCCCCAGGGACCCCGCCGCCGGGCCAGGGCACCCCCCAUAUAGCAGGGUACCAUCUUUGAAAAAGAAGCAGGGCUCUGCCUCGGUGGUGUCGGGCACUCCGGGCAUCCUGCUGAGCUCCAUGAACACGGACGCGGUGUGUGAGCGCAUCAAGGCCAUGGAGGGCAUCGACCAGACCAUGCUGACACAGUACACCGCCACCGUCAAGAAGGCCAAUGUGAAUGGGCGGGUGUUGUCCCAGUGCAACCUGGAUGAGCUGAAGAAGGAGAUGAACAUGAACUUUGGAGACUGGCAGCUCUUCAGGGGGAUGGUGAUGGACCAACGUGUUUUGGAGAGCCAGGUGCUUCAGGAAGAGGUCUGCAGUGAGCAGGGCAGUGUGGUGGCGGGAGGACACCCUGACCCGGUGACCCGCCGCGCCAACGCCCCCCCGCACGCUGGCCACGGGGCCCCCCACGGACACGGGGGCCAUGACAUGUACAGCUUCAACAUCAGCUUUGAGGAGCUCAGCAACUUGGGCCUGGACGAGCCCCCACCGCGCAUGGUCAACCCGCCAUGGAGCGCCGCCAUGCCUCCUCACCGCACCGCCAGCAUGUCCAGCCUCAACUCCCAGGAGUCCUCCAACGACAUCUGCAAGCUGACGGACAAGCAGCAGGCAGAGUACCGCAACGCCUACCAGGAGUACAUCGCCCAGAUGGCCGGCUUCGAGAGGCAGGACGACAAGACGGGCGCCGCGCCCACCGCCCCCGUAGCGCCGCCCCACCCCAGCCAGUUCGCCCACUCCGACGACAAGACGAAGGACAAGGACGGCAAGUUCGGCAAGCGUGGUGGUGGUGGUGGUGGAGGUGGAGGUGGAGGUAGCGGCGGUGGUGGUAGUGGAGGAAGUAGCGGAGGUGGAGGAAGUAGCGGAGGUGGAGGAGGCGGUAAAGGAGCGUCCGACGCGGCCGACUAUAACGGAGCGGACGGGGCGGCGCUGGACCCCAUCACGGAGGAGGACGAGAAGCUGGACCCGCUGGGCUCGGCCCGCAGCCUGCUGGGUCGCAAGGGCUCGCAGGAGAGGAGCGAUCGCGGCAGUGUUAGCGGCGGACUGUUCCAGGGGGCGGCGGCCGACCUGAAGAUGAAGGCGGGCGGCCUGGGAUACCAGAAGCUCACCGGCAGCGACGGCGACGACGACGACGACGACGAGUCGGAGGAUAGCUCGGACCAGGGACCGAGCACCAAGACCGGGUCAACAUCGGUGCCGUCGUCCGGCAGAGCAACAGCCUCGUCGUCCGGUUCUGCCGCCGGAGACCCGAAGGCCGACAAGGCGGGGGACGCGCUGCUGCUGACGGAUAGCAUGCUGGACAAGAAGGACUCGUCGGACUCGGGCGUGCGCUCCAACGAGAGCUCGCCCAACCACUCACUGCAGGACGAGGAGGCCGACCUGUCCCUGUCGCAGCAGGAGCGGCCCAACCUGAUCGAGCUGGAGGCCUGCAGCGGGGAGGAGGGCGGAGCCGGCGUCACGGCGCGCAAACGCAGCGGCAGCGGCCGGGGAACCAGCGCAGCAGCAGGAGGAGGAGGAGGUGGAGGAGGAGGAAUACCCAGCAGCCUCAGCGGGCUGCAGGACCCGACGGUGGUGCGCAUGUCCAUCUGCUCCGUGCAGUCGGACCAGUGCAGCCUAUUGGCCAGCAGCCCCGAGGAGAGCUGGCCCGCCCCCGCCCCCGCCUCGCGCAACCUCAACCUGAACCGCACGCCCAGCAGCACCACCCUCAACAACAACGCCAACGCCCAGCGCAUAGGAGGCGGUGGAGGAGGGAGGUCGGCCGGGGAGAACGCACCGUCCUCGGGCAGCGAGGCCAUCAUCAAGUCCCCCGACACCACCACCACCACCAACACCAACUCCACCACCACCACCACCAACACCUCGUCCUGCUCCUCCGCCAGCUCGGCGCUGCAGAACGAGAACGUGCGCGUGGUGCACCUGAAGAGGGGUCUGAACCCCGGCGACCCGCCCGAGAUCACCACGGUGACCGUCUCCGGGGACACCGUCACCUUCGGGGAGGAGCGCGAGAGCAUUCUGUGAGCGUCACGAGCCGACCAAUCGCUCACCCAAUCACUCCCACUGCCACCAAUACAGAAUGUGGGGUUACACUUGACUUGACGCCGGCCUCAUAGCAAUGACGACAUGACAGUGUCAUAACGAUGUCAUAUUCAAUUGUAACGCAGUCAUAUACUGCCCUACAAAGGCAAAGAGCAGUAACUACGCCAACACUGAUGCUGAGAAAAAUACCUUCAAAGCCUUGAUAUUAGGUUAGAUAUUCUAGUUACUGCAAAUUUUCAUAACAGUAUCUCUAAAACGGGACACAUUUGGACAAUAAGACUUUGUCAUAAGAUACAAGAGGUGUAAUAUAGACCACUUUUAAGUCUAAACUUAAUUUUGGCAAAAUAUUUAGUUACUGCACUUUGCGUUUGUAGGGCAGUAUACUUGUCUUAAACUUAAAGUACAUGUUAAACAGUUUACGACUGUUGCCAUUAAGUAACUUUCGGUUAUGGUAAAGACAACCCUAACAAUGUCAACUUAUCAUGAUCACAAUCACAUUUAUGACUUAAUGUUUAUGACUCGUCAAUGACUGCUUUGACACUAUUAUGACACUGUUAUGUCAUGUGUGUGAUGCCAGCGUCAAGUCAAGUGUCAUCGAAUAUUGUCCCUACCCCCCUCCACAACUCUACAGCUGGCUCACGCAGAGGUGAUCAUCGGCACAUCAGAUCAAAGCGACCAAGCGAUAGUCCCAUGAGCUAAACCCACAUUGAAGAGGUCUUUUCCAAAACGCUAUAUCCACCAUUUUUUACUUUUUGCAUUUUAAUAUUGGAAUUGACUGUUAAGAAGUCCUAUGUGAAUUCUUGUCAUUCAAAUGUUUUGAGAACAUACUUUUAAAACCUCUAUAAAAUGCAUUUUGCAAUGCAAUUCAAUGGAAUGCCCAGUACAAAAAGUCAGUUUCCCAACAUAUAUAAAUAAAAUGGAUAUAUCUCGUUUUGGAAAAGAGCUCUCCUAUCAUCGACCACACGUACAGUACAACCGACCAUCCCCACUGCCACCACCCGUCAAGUACUUUCCCCCCUGGAUAACCCAUCAGCUCCCCCCCCCCAUCGCAAACCAUGCAAAUCAGCCACGUACCCACCCUAAGAACCGUGUCCAAAAAGUUUGUAUCACAACUAGCAGGUUAAAAUUUGACAAUGUUGAAAAAUGAUCAACGUUGGCCUAAUGAGCUUCUUUUGGACAUUCCCAUGGCUGACAGAUAUUGCAUAGCCCCCAAACUCACUCACUCACUCACUCAGUGGUGAAUAUUGUCAAACAAAGGGACAGUCCUGUGAGCUAAGAAGGCCAUCGAAUAUCGGCACACCAAGCGAUAGUCCCAUGAGCGAAAAAAAACCCCGGCAUUGAACAAGGACAGAUAACCACAUGAGUCGAAAACACCGCCUCAAACACCCACCCACCAACCCAAUCCCAAACUGAGUGACCACUAGCACCAAAAGCGAUGAAUAUCGUCAGAGAAGGCCGAUCAAAUGGUGAACAAGCGAUAGCCAAUCCACCUGCAUCACCCUCAGACCAAAUAAUGUUGCUCACCUGCGGAGAGGUGAAGGAGUGUCAUCUAUACCCAACCCUACCGGAUAUCCCAAAACAUCCGUGUACCUCCUCCCACCCCUCCCCCAACCAAAUUGUUGUGCUGUGGUGCAUGAUGGCAGUCUAGUGUUAGUAGUUGGCUGUAAUACCCUGUGCAGUUGCUGUAGUAUGUCUUAAAGGGGUAUGCCACUAUUUUGAGGCUUAAUACAGUUUAAAUCGUUGGCCGGGGUUUAUUAAG
Molecule: messenger RNA, 7644 nt
Organism: Engraulis encrasicolus (European anchovy)
Lineage: Eukaryota; Metazoa; Chordata; Actinopteri; Clupeiformes; Engraulidae
Gene: kidins220b
Product: kinase D-interacting substrate 220b
Exons: 31
Coding region: 180-5867 (1895 amino acids)
Molecular function (GO): PDZ domain binding; protein kinase regulator activity
Source: RefSeq, a predicted model, not a curated record